AUGAAUCACUCAUACGACCUAGGGCUGGAAGCCCGGAGAGAACCUAAGCGUGCUAUGUCUCGUUCAAUGCGAGGAGUCAAGCAAGAAUGCAAUGUGGGCAUAGCUGAGGAAGAAAAGACCCUCAAGCCGAGGAAAAGGGCCCUGGUUGCAUGCAACCGAUGCCGAAAGAGAAAGAUCAAGUGCAACGGUGAUCUGAACAAUGGCCUUGCCUGCUCAAGUUGUCUAUCCGUGGGGGCCAAUGAAUGCCAUUACUCAAGGGUCAACUCCCUAUCCACCGAAGAGGCUAUAUACUACGUACCCAAAUCAGGGAGAUCAAACUAUCUUCCCUCGGGAUCGCCUCAUUCGCCUCAGCUGAGGACUCCAUACCGAGAAGAAUACGGCAUGGAGCAGCCCAACUACUCACGGCAAACUGUCGGGAUGGAUCCUCUCAUGGCUUACGAUGAGCAAUCAGUCGCCUACCAGUCAGGCUACACGCUCCCCAGCAACGUCGACUACUCGUGGGGUAACCGCUGGGAUCCAGCCCUGAGACCUACCGGCGAAUUGUUCGAGGACAACAUCAACCAAUAUAACUUCGUCGUGCCAGGCCAAGUACCUCCAACUCAUCCCCCAUCCUUGCCCGAACAACCAUCUACAACCUUCCCAGAGGUAGACCGCACUCUGCCCACACCACGCAGCCAGCCAGAUGUUUCAGACCAGAAACCCUGCUAUGGCCGGGACCGAAUGCACACUGCCUACAAUCCCCGUGUCAAGCCCGACGACACAGAGCUAGUCUUCGGUUACAUCCCCAUGUCCACAGCCGAUGAUACAGUUCCUCUCCCGGCUACCGUGCCUUCAAACUAUGACCCAGAGAUGGAGUAUAACACGGAUCGCUUGCCACGCACAUACUCUUGCGACGCGGGCCAGCGUAUUCUCCCUCUCGAUGCGUACGGGUACAGCAGUGGUCGGAAGACCGAGCGCGCACCAACACUCAUGAAUGGCCUGCCCUAUACCCGUGUCCGACCUUCGGAUACGACGCAGUACAGCUUUCUCCCCGAUGCCUUACCAGAAUAUGGGCGGGAGAUUCAUCGAUCUGCUGUUUCCCCGCUGGGGCAUCCUGGCUACUGA
Molecule: messenger RNA, 1104 nt
Organism: Penicillium olsonii
Lineage: Eukaryota; Fungi; Ascomycota; Eurotiomycetes; Eurotiales; Aspergillaceae
Source: the annotation of a GenBank genome assembly